Juglans microcarpa x Juglans regia is the source of this 2685-nucleotide messenger RNA. Its product is annotated as probable galacturonosyltransferase 14. The transcript is spliced from 6 exons. Bases 417 to 2018 code for a protein of 533 amino acids. Lineage: Eukaryota; Viridiplantae; Streptophyta; Magnoliopsida; Fagales; Juglandaceae. The record is from RefSeq and is a predicted model, not a curated record. Gene Ontology annotation, molecular function: polygalacturonate 4-alpha-galacturonosyltransferase activity.
AAAUAAAGAACAAGAAGAAGAGAAAAGAAAACCCCAUAUUUUUCUCUCUCUUCCCCUGACUCUCGCUCUCUCUCUCUCCCUCUCCGUGUGAAGACCCGUUGAUCUGUGAGAGAGGAAGCUGUUCCAAACCCAGAAGCCCGAUUUGGUUGAUUGAUUCAAAUCAGUGAUUGAGUUCUCAAAAACCCAUUUGCUAAUCUCCAAUGCGGUCUCGUGGAAGACCAACAAGAAACAGAGUCUUGAGCGGAAAAACCCAGAGAAAUAGAUCUGAAAUUGGUCAACGUCGUUGUGGGUGUGGGAUAGGAUCUAAUGGUGAGGAUUUUGGGACCAUUGGUGGAGGUGUGUGCAGCGAGUCGGGUCGGUAUUGGUAGGAGCGUAGUAGUGGUUUCCGGUGCAGUGGUGGGGCUGCAUAGACGACGAUGCAGCUUCAUUUCUCUCCUAGCAUGAGAAGUAUCACGAUCUCUAGCAGCAAUGGAUUUAUUGAAUUGAUGAAGAUCAAGGUCGCAGCUCGCCACAUCUCCUAUAGGACCCUCUUCCACACUAUUCUGAUCCUCGCUUUCUUGUUGCCAUUUGUCUUCAUUCUCACUGCCGUUGUUACCCUCGAAGGUGUCAACAAGUGCUCCUCAUUUGAUUGUUUAGGCAGGCGUUUGGGACCAAGGUUUCUUGGUAGGGUUGAUGAUUCAGGAAGACUGGUUAGAGAUUUUUACAAGAUUCUUAAUCAAGUUAAUGCUGAGGAAAUCCCACAUGGUCUCAAGCUGCCAGCUUCGUUUAGUCAACUUGUUUCUGAAAUGAAGAACAACCAGUAUGAUGCAAGGACCUUCGCUUUCAUGUUAAGGGCUAUGAUGGAGAAAUUUGAAAGGGAGAUUAGGGAGUCUAAAUUUUCGGAGCUGAUGAACAAGCACUUUGCAGCUAGUUCCAUUCCAAAAGGGAUCCACUGUCUGUCUCUUCGUUUGACUGAUGAAUAUUCCUCAAAUGCCCAUGCACGCAAACAAUUGCCUCCUCCAGAGUUACUCCCUUUGCUCUCUAACAAGUCUUAUCACCACUUUAUCCUGUCAACUGAUAACAUUUUGGCUGCUUCAGUCGUUGUUGCUUCUACUGUCCAGUCAUCUCAAAAACCCGAAAAGAUUGUCUUCCAUGUCAUCACUGACAAGAAAACUUAUGCCGGUAUGCACUCAUGGUUUGCACUAAAUCCUAUCUCCCCAGCUAUUGUUGAAGUGAAAGGUGUUCACCAGUUUGACUGGUUAACAAGAGAAAAUGUUCCAGUACUUGAAGCUGUAGAGAACCAAAAUGGAAUCAGGAAUUACUACCAUGGUAAUCAUGUUGCAGGGGCCAACCUCAGUGAUACUACUCCACGAACAUUUGCUUCAAAAUUACAAGCUAGAAGUCCUAAGUAUAUAUCCUUACUCAACCAUCUUCGCAUAUAUAUACCCGAGCUCUUUCCAAACCUUGACAAGGUCGUCUUUUUAGAUGAUGAUGUUGUGAUUCAGCGUGAUUUAUCUCCCCUUUGGGAAAUUGACCUUGAGGGAAAAGUUAAUGGAGCUGUUGAAACUUGUAAAGGUGAAGAUGAGUGGGUAAUGUCUAAGCAUUUCAGGAACUACUUCAAUUUUUCCCAUCCUCUCAUAUCAAAGAAUUUGGACCCUGAUGAAUGUGCAUGGGCUUAUGGGAUGAAUAUCUUUGAUCUUAGUGCUUGGAGGAAGACAAAUAUAAGAGAAACAUAUCAUUCUUGGCUGAGAGAGAAUCUGAAGUCAAACUUGACAAUGUGGAAACUUGGGACCUUACCACCUGCUUUGAUUGCAUUUAAAGGUCAUGUUCACCCAAUUGACCCAUCAUGGCACAUGCUUGGCUUGGGCUAUCAGAAUAACACCAACAUUGAGAGUGUAAAAAAAGCCGCAGUUAUCCACUAUAAUGGCCAAUCUAAACCAUGGUUGCAGAUUGGCUUGGAGCAUCUCCGUCCAUUUUGGACCAAGUAUGUCAAUUACACCAAUGAUUUUAUAAGGAACUGCCACAUCUUGGAGUCGUAGUUGAUCAACUAGAGGAGCUAUAAACAAGAGAGAUGGGCUGGGAAAAAAUAUCCGAGUUAUACAGAUUUCAUACGAGUCUUUUGCGGUUCAAAUUUCUUUCCGAGAUUUAUUUGAGAAGACUAGCAGAAAAGUGGCCAAAAGGUCAGACCUUUCAAGGUCCAGAUUCGCUCGCAUUUGCAAACAAGGACCGGCAUCAAUAUCACGGCAUGAGAUUCAUUCUUUCAAUCUGUAACAUAGCAGUCCGUCCUUUAUUUUUUGGUUGAGAAAAGGAUACUAUUGUUGGUCCUCUGCCAGGGGGAGUCUUGCCUGAUUUCUUAGAGCAUAUUUUGAAAUAAAGUGAAAAUAUACAAAGAUAGAAGGUACUGAUGUUAAUGCCCUUCGUGUUGAAUGGUGAAUGGACGAGGAAGGCUAGGACAGCUCUUCUGUGAGGCUCCCCCGGUAGCCCAGAAAUGUUUCUUUGCCUUUAUUUUUUAUUCUUUUGUUGUUUUCAUUUUUGUUAGUACCCAUUUUUCCCCUUUCAUUGCUAUUAUUACGGUGGAUUUUAGGGGUAGGCCAUGAGAUUGCUCUGUUACAGGUCCCAUUUAAAUGAGGAACUUUUUUAGGUUAUAAAUCGGUAUCUGUUAUGUACGAGAGACAUUGAAAUGUGCAGAAAAUUCUUUCGAACUUU